AUAUUUGUACAAUUCAAUAAAAUUACAAUGAUGUCUUUUGACCUUAAUCAUAAGCUGUGGGUAUCCACCAGAAAGGAUAUUGGGCAACUCAUCAAGAAGCAGAAUCGCUUGAAGAAACUAGAACCCCCCGAGGAGAAGGCAAUCUCGUUUAAAAUAUUUUCAGAGCUUUACGUGUUGUAUGUGGAGCUGGUCAACAAGUUGAGUUUCAUCUAUCACAACACUUUUCAAGUGCAAAAACGAGCUGUGGUACGCGUUCUUGUGGAGAGUGCCACACAGCAGCUGAUGAGACUCAAGGAGGAAUUGAAGGGCAUGGAGUUGAGCGAAUACGUUUACAUAGACAAAGCAUUGGUUGCUCGAAAGCUCACCCCUCGGGAUCUGAUUAUAUGGAGAUCACCUCAGUUUCUAUACCGCCGUCCUUUGGAUGCUCAAAAUAUUGUAGCUGACAACAAGUUGUACAUGAAUGAUAUGGAAAAGGAGGAGAAGGCAGCCCAGGACUGGGUCAAAGUUACUGAAGCAGUGACGCUGAUUCAGUCACACGAAAGGGCGCGCCGGGCUCGUGUGUACAAGUCGAAUAUAAAGUUUGAUAAAAACAAGUUUCUCAAGGUGAUGCAGCGAAAAAAAAUCAACUAUAAAUUUACCUUCAAGCCGGAUCAGGCCAUGAGCAUCCCUGUCAAGAGAACUAUCUUCUCGGCCGACUUCUUAAAGGACUUUGAAUCAUGCGAAAACUUGAGAGCAAAAAUGGAAGUAUUGGAGCCGUCAAUUGAUGAUGAUGAAGUGGAAAGGCAAAACAAACGUCGAGACGCUGCAGCUCGUAAGAUACAAGCUAGGUGGAGGGGCUACAGGACAAGAAAGAUUGUGAAAAUAAGGAGAAGAUUCAAAGAAGAAUUAUACGGAAUGAGAAAACUCAGAAAGCUAAAUCGGCCGGACCGUGCUGCGAAUUCAGUUCUCGAGAUGUAUAAGAAGGAGAUGUUGAAGAAGAAGCUUGACGAGGAAUAUGUUCAAUUAAUCACUGAUGAACGCACGAGGAUACUGCAAAUGCGAACUCCUUGGAUGAUGGAAGAUAUUUCCGAUCACAUACGUCACUGGUUUCAAGACUUCUAUGACAAGACUGGCAACUUCCACCCAUACCCCGAUCCGGUCAAAACUGGCACCAUUUUGGUUGUCAUCGAUGAAACAAUGACGCCAUUAGAGUUCCAAGAGACCCUAGGGAAAAAGCCCAUGACCAAAGCGGAGCGCCAGAAGUUGGCAGAAAAGAAAAAGGCAGAAAAGCAAAAACUAAAGGACAAAAUUCGCAAGCAGAAAAUGAAGGAUGCGAAACGCAGGAAAAAACUAAAAGAUGCUGGAAUAAUUGAUGUUGCCUACGAAAUAACUUCAAGCAAAGCUAUAGCAAAUAUUGAAGAGACAAUGAAGCAAUUUGCACUUGAUUGGAGAAACAUUGAUGAGUACCUCAACAAAAAUCACGAUCCAAUCAAAGAUUGGAUCACAGAGGAAGAGUUGGCAAAGAUACAUCAAGAGCUGAGAGGAUUGGUUGAUGAAUAUAUGAGGGUAGAGUACGAGCUGCUUAGAGAAGCUUUGGCCAAAGAUACCAAGACCAAAUACAAGGCUCAAAAAGUGAGGAAGGCCAAACUUAAAAAGGAGAAAAAGAAGAAAAAGGUCAAGGAUAUGACAGCCGAUCGAACGCUUGAUUCAUUGUACCAAGAACUGAAAGAUGAAGGCAUCAUUGAGGAUGUUUCCCACAAAGAUUUCGAUGAAUUUAUAACCGACUUUAAUUUUGUUGCCGAUGACACAAGAGAUGAAGAUGGCUUAACAACUUUGGGUCCGGCCAAGGGGGAUGUCAAAAUGAUCGUUCAGGAAUCAAUGCUGGGCAUGGGAGAGUUCGAUAUAGAGAAACCAAAGUCUAUUUUAUUAAUUGGACCACUCAACAGUGGCAAAAGACUAAUUUGCAAUAUAAUUGCCUCCGAAUUGGAUGCUGUGUUUAUAAAUCUUAGUCCAGAAAAGGUCUUUAAGUUUGCGGAUAGAAUGAAGUAUUUCCUGCAUGUUGUUAUGAAAGUGGCAAAAGCCUUUCAGCCAGCCAUAUUAUACAUCGAAGAAGCACAUCGUUUGUUCUUGAAAAAGGUUCCGCCUGAGCUGAAGGAAAUUAAUCCAGGGCUCCUUGGUCCCUCCAUCUCGAAAGCUAUAUUGAAAAAUAUAAAAAAAUCGGACAAGAUUGUUCUUUUGGGGACGAGCAACAUGCCAUGGUCUGCGAAGGGAAAGUUCAAGAAAGCGUUCCAAAAAGUUCUGCUUAUACCAAAGUGCGACUAUGGCACAAGCUUCCUACUUUGGCUGGAACUUAUGACAGAAAACGUAGAGGAUAUGGAGGAGUAUGCAUACUCUGCACUGGCAAGAGUCUUGCAGGCAUAUAACUCUGGUGAAAUUGCACAAAACAUAAGUCAGACACUAGAUGUUUCGCGAAGAAUGAGGCUUCGAAAUGAAGCCAUAGAUCCCAACGAAUUUUUGGAGUAUUUCUUGAGCAAAAAUGAAGAGCCAACCUUUCCGCCAGAUCAAAAGAGUUACUACUCAAGGAGAUCGUAUUGGCAAUUUGCUCUAUAUUUCUUUGCGCUUGCCGUAUAUUGCAUAGAUGGCUCUUUCAUAUUGCCCGAGAACGAUCCACCCACAACUGCUCCGAAAUUUCUAUCUAGAGGUCACCUUUAUAAAGUCAUUGUGGGGGAAACAAUAGAGCUGCCAUGCAAAGUACAAAAUCUUGGCUCUUUUGUGCUAUUGUGGAGAAAGGGUUCAUCCGUGCUUACCGCUGGGCAUCUGAAAAUAUCCAGAGAUCAACGCUUUAAAAUUGUCGGCGAUUACAACUUGCAGAUCAAUGGAGUUAAGACGCAGGAUGCCGGGGACUACAUAUGCCAGCUUGGAGAUCAAGAAAAUCGUGACCAAGUCCAUACAGUUGAAAUCUUGGUUCCACCAACUCUAAGGGCUCUGCCACAUAAUGGACAAGUGACUGCACGAAAGGGAAGCACUGUCACAUUGGAGUGCAAAGCAUCUGGCAAUCCAGUGCCAACAAUAUUCUGGUUCAAGAAAGAUGUGUUUUCUGGACCCACUCAUCUGUCGGAUAGUUCCACAUUGAUAUUGGAGAAUGUGGACAGACACCAUGCCGGCACAUAUCAGUGCUCAGCAGAUAAUGGUGUCAAGGAGCGAGUUUCCAUGGACAUACAGCUAACGAUAUUAUCUCCCCCCGAGAUUACAGUUGAAAAAUCCUGGGUUCAUGCUGCCGAGGGAUAUGACGUGGAGCUGGUCUGCAUUGUUCACGGUGAUGUGAGCUCUGAGAUGUUGUGGUACCAAAAUUCAUUUUUACUGGAUCCCACUGAUCGCCGUUCCAUGUACCCACGCGAUGAUCGCUACAGCCUUAUUAUACGCAACUUUCAACCCACUGAUUUCGGCAAUUACAGCUGUGUUGCUGACAAUGCACUGGGCAGAACUAAGAAAUAUAUUGAAGUGUCCGGCCGUCCGGGUCCAGCUGACUUUAUAUCGCCCGCAUUGAGCGGAUUUCUCGAUCACUACAACCUCACUUGGGCAAUCGAGUCUGUGCCGCCAUUGGAUGAGAUAAAACUAUUGUACCGGCGGCUUUUGAUGAAUGAAACGUAUCAACAUCCUGGCAAAUGGCACGAGUACCACAUCAAGCCAACGCCAAUAAGGACAGACGGAUCCCACUACUUGAUGUCGUAUGUAGUCAAAAAUCUGGAACACAAUGCCGUAUACGAAGCGAUUGUUCAAGCUAAGAAUAAAUAUGGUUGGAAUGAGAUCAGCGAUAUUCAUCAAUUUUAUACGCGAAAUCAUGACCUUCUGCUCGACAUCGAUAUGGAAUAUAAAAUGGGAGUUUCAAGCAAUAAUAGAAUAGUUCCAACUAUCUGUGGCAUUAUUUUAUGCAUAUUUGCGUUGGUAUUCAAUCCUAUCAUCAGUAUUUAAAAUAUUGCGUUCAGUAAUCAUUUUGCAAAAAUAUAAUUUAAAAGGUGCCUUACUAAAACUUUAGCAAAUAAUUAUUCAUAUUUAUACGUAUGUAUAUGGAUGUAUAUGUACACUAAGAAGAACGUAACAUGAUUGAAAUCUGAAUAUAAUAAUCUUAAUCUUAUGUUCUUUAUAGAAAGUUCAUCUCGAAUAGGCUAAACUCUAAAACUCUAUUCAGAAAAAAAAGAAACUAUUGUUUGUGGUGGCAGUCGUUCUUGCAUUCCAUUUUUUGUAGCAAUAACGGCAUAAUGCUUCUAUGAAAUAUAGUUAUUUUAAUAAUUAAUGCAAGAAUGCAAAUACAUACAUACAAGCAUAAAAGAGACCCAUGAUUAUGGGGUGAGCCGAAUAUAAAACCCAACUCCAACAAAUUGGGUAGUUAAAGAAAGUUUAGUCUACGAUAGCAAGUGUCUCUACAGACAGACAGACAAUUGGUCAUGGCUGCAUCGAUUUCGAGUUGAUGCUGGUUAGAAAUAUGUGUACAUAUAUCAUCAUUUAUGUAUAUAUUUUGUUUCAUUAUUGUUUCUUGAAAGAACAUACAUAUGGGUAAGACAUUUAGGGAUAUCUCAGAUCAAGAGAGAUCCCUGCCGCAAAGAUGUAUAAUUUUAUAGUUUUGAUUUUCUCAGACAUAU
Drosophila subobscura is the source of this 4619-nucleotide messenger RNA. RefSeq names its product IQ and AAA domain-containing protein 1-like. Gene Ontology annotation, molecular function: protein binding; ATP hydrolysis activity; ATP binding. Gene Ontology annotation, cellular component: neuronal cell body; axon; plasma membrane. The transcript is spliced from 14 exons. The coding region runs from base 28 to 3951 and encodes 1307 amino acids. Gene Ontology annotation, biological process: synapse organization; homophilic cell-cell adhesion. Lineage: Eukaryota; Metazoa; Arthropoda; Insecta; Diptera; Drosophilidae. The record is from RefSeq and is a predicted model, not a curated record.